This is a messenger RNA of Papilio xuthus (Asian swallowtail), 1080 nucleotides long. RefSeq names its product putative deoxyribonuclease TATDN1. The transcript has 6 exons. Gene Ontology annotation, cellular component: cytosol. Gene Ontology annotation, molecular function: 3'-5'-DNA exonuclease activity. The record is from RefSeq and is a predicted model, not a curated record. NCBI's taxonomy places the organism in Eukaryota, Metazoa, Arthropoda, Insecta, Lepidoptera, Papilionidae. The coding region runs from base 225 to 1076 and encodes 283 amino acids.
UGUCAUAGUUGUGAUUUAGAUCUCCUUUUAGGUUAGAAUCAAAAAAAUUGUUGUUUUUAAGUAUAUUUUUAUUGUAAAAUAUUAUAAUUUAUAAAGUUAAUAGCAGAUACGAAUAAUCCAGAAGUGUAAAAUUAAUCUAAUGAGAAGAAUGGCUUCAAUAAGGAAAUAUAUUGGAUUUAUGAGAAUAGAUUUUCAUAGAUAUCGGAGCCAAUCUCACAGAUGAGAUGUAUCAAGGAGUUUACCACACUUCUAAGAAGCAUGAACCGGAUCUGGACAGGGUGCUAGAGAGGAGCUGGGCCAAUGGCAUGUGUAAAAUGAUCAUUACGGGAGGCAGUUUAAUCGAUAGCAAGAAAGCAAUUGAUUUGUCUUACACGGAUUCGAGAUUGUAUGCAACAGUUGGAUGUCAUCCGACAAGAUGUAAUGAAUUUGUUGAAAACCCUGAAACAUACUUGAAUGACCUCAGAGAUGUAAUAACAAACCACAGAGAGAAAGUUGUAGCGAUAGGAGAAUGCGGCUUAGAUUACGAAAGACUGCACUUUUGUGAAAAAGAUAUACAACUUAAAUAUUUUGAAUAUCAGUUGAAACUAAGUGGAGAAUUCAAUUUACCAUUAUUUCUCCACUGCCGAGCUGCGGCUGAUGACUUAGUGGAUGUCUUGAAAAGGAACAAAGAUGACAUUGUUGGUGGAGUUGUGCAUUCAUUUGAUGGUCCGCAGGAUGCUCUUGAGAAGAUAUUGGAGUUAGGAAUGUAUAUAGGUAUUAAUGGAUGUUCAUUAAGAACAAAAGAGAAUUUAGAAGUUGUGACGAAAAUACCACAAGACCGUCUGAUGAUAGAGACUGAUUGUCCAUGGUGUGAAGUGAAACCAACUCAUCCUGGUUAUACACAUGUUGUGACUAAAUUCACUGCGGUAAAGAAGGAGAAAUACUCUAUAGAUUCUGGUAAUCAAGUGAAAGGAAGAAAUGAACCUGUAAAUAUCGUACAAGUACUAGAAAUUUUAGCAGCCGUACGGAAAGAAAAUAUUGAUGAAUUGGCAGAAGCUAUUUUUAAUAAUACCAAUACACUGUUUUUCAGCAAAUAAAUAA